Messenger RNA from Closterium sp. Naga37s-1, 441 nucleotides. The record is from the annotation of a GenBank genome assembly. Lineage: Eukaryota; Viridiplantae; Streptophyta; Zygnematophyceae; Desmidiales; Closteriaceae.
CUUCGAGGUAGCAGAGGUUUUCCACAGGAGGGGAACUGCAGCCCUCUCGUCCUUCCAAUCAGCACACGGAGAGUGCUUGAAAUGGAAGAUAUUUAUCAAACAGCCACCUCACGCUUGCUUGAGGAGAAUCAGCAUGUAGCAGCCCAGCCUAUUGCUGCUCAACCGCUCAUGAGCUAUGAUGGUGAUAGUGGCAGUGUUGAUGGUGCUGCCGCUGGUACUGAUGCUGCUGCUGCCACAACCACCAGCGAGCCCGGUCCUUGUAUUGAUAGCAGCAACUGCAUUAAAGACUCAGACAGCCCAAGUCAGGCGAGCUCUUGCAGUGAUACGAAUGAUUCAAGGGGAGCAGCAACAGGGAUAAGGAGCAGUGUUACGCUGCAAGCGAACAUGGUAACCCUGAUGGCAGCUGUGCUUGGGAUGCUCAAGGAUGAUCUACAAAUGAAG